GUCUAGGUAGCGGCCAGGCCCCCUCCACCACAACCACCACCACAACAACAACCACCACCACCACCGAGAACAGCUGCAGGACCCACGGCUGUCAAAAAGGUUCCCCACUCACACCAACAAUCUCGAGAGGCUCAGGACAGCCUCUCGUGGUGCGCGUCUCGCCCUCUGAGUGACAUGACGAAUGAGGACGUUUUCGCAACCUCCGCGGGGCACAGCACGCGGCGCCCGCUGUGAGGACCUCAGGGCUUGGUGGGCCUGCCCGUGCGGCUGGCCGGGAGGGGGUGGUAAGGCGUCAGUGCGGCCUCACGCCAUGGUUUCUGCUGCCGCUACAUCAUACCCGCGGUGUUACACAAUAAUCAGAGCACCGCUGGCAAGGACCCAACCCGCCAAUGCCCACACCACGUCGUCAGUCCCAGCCCCAGCCUCCGCCCUCCACCGAGCCGCCACGCCUCCCCCAGCCAGCAGGGAGAGCCACAGAGGCUGAGCCGAGGCGUCAGGAUCACUAGUGUGCCGAGUGUCACGCAAACAGUUUUCAAGAUACUGUGUGAGAAGACAUUAGUAGCGCAUCUUUUGACCUUCUUUUUAGUUCCUAAGCAAGAUACAGUCACAGGUUUAAAUCUGAUCAGUGUUGAUGUUAACGUGUGUGGCAGUGGCUGAGGUCGGGGCCGCACUCGCUUUGAGCCACCGGGCAGCGGUGCCAUCCAGCUGGGAGCUAUGAGACCUGACAGUUCCCGCCGUAACUUUCCAAAGAGGUAGUUUGAGGGAGUGAGGCUCCAGGACAGCAUGGCCGACGAAAGCCCCCAGCGGCGGUGAGAGGCAGGGCCGCGAGUGUUGACAGGUGGCGCUGGGUGACGGAAGGUUGCCAAAUAUACCCGCCAGCCGCCACCGUGUUUGUGGGCGGCCCUCGUCUCCUGUGCCCGGGGAGUGCCGCCAGUCAGGCUCAGUUAGCUCCUGGUGACGCAUCCCGCCCUGCGUCUCGUCACCCGCGGCAGCCUGGCGUGGGUGUGCACGGUGUAGAGGGCGGCCACGGAGGUCCGCCGCAGCGCGACUGUGGCUCCCGCCCGGUCCACCGCCGCUGCUGCCUCCACCAGGGGGGGCCGGCGCCUGGCCUCGCAUGGCCGCGGUAAUGUUCCUACGCAAGGCAAUGCGUUACUACCGCCUCUGGAUUUACACGUGCAAUGCCGUCCUGCUCGUGUCAGUGUUCGUGUUUAUGGGCGUGGCCUUAGGUGUGACGACUCAUCCGUACCUGUCCCUCGUGCCCACCCCGCCAGCCUACCACCCGACCUUCCUCUACGGCUACGUGGCCCUCCUGCUGCAGGCCGGCGUACUGCAGGCGCUAGGAUGCGUAGGCGCCCUGAGGCUUUCCCAGCGCCUCCUCAACAUCUACUGGUUUUUGUUGCUGUUCCUGUUGCUGGGCGAUGUGGUGGUGGGCCUGGUGUGGCUGUACCGCUUCUCACACCUCUCAGACGGCCUGGUGCCUUACGCCCGCGCCACCCUGCAGGCCAAGUACGGGAGUGACCCGGACGUGACGGAGGCGUGGGACGCUCUGCAGCGGUCGGCAAAGUGCUGCGGCGUCACGGAGCCACAAGACUACAACGAGACGCAGUGGAGGACGCGUCAGAGCCAGUCCCUCAUUAAGCUUCCGGCGUCGUGCUGCGUCAUGGACGAAGGCAAGAGCGUCACCCCCAGUGAACGGUCAGUGAACAACUACCAGGCCGACCCGAGCCCCCGCCACGUGAAGCUCUCGCGGAAAAACCCUGCCGCGGACCCGCCCAAGAGUCCGCCGCGGCAGGAGAGCCGCGUGACGUAUCGCAACCUGACUUGCGGCGACAAGAGCCACUUGCACGCCGCGGCGGACCCAGACGAAAAGAUAGGUUGCGUUAGGCACCUGGAGCAGUGGCUGCUGACCUCCGCGGAGACGCUCAUGAUCCUCGGGUUCUGUGUCAUAGCGUUCAUAAAACUGUGUUUUGUUGGCAUAUUGCGUUUUGAAAUACAAGAGAUGAUUCAAAAGAUUAAAAUCUUACAAGGCGAGGCCCCGUGUGUACCCAACCCAGAGAUCGCCGCCGCGCUGGGGAUGGUGUCCCACGAGAAGGCGGCGGAGUGCGGCGGCCUGCUGAGCUCGGGGGGCGGUGAGGGGGACGGCGCGGGGGGGCCUGAUGGCGGGGGCGAGGGCCAGCAGGAGUCCGAGUCCGGCGCCGCCACGCCCCUCACGCAGCCCCGACUGAACCACCUGCCGAGCCACACGGACGGCGCGGAGUCCGACACCAACUCCCACUGUGCCCUCAUCACGGACACGCCCGUGCGCCGCCCGCAGCCGGACAAGCGUAAGCCUAAUGGCAAUAACAAUGACGUUACUGAACUGCGGGAGCUGCGCCACGUGCGGCAGACUCAGAUAUGAUAAUGACAAGCGGCCUCCCUGUGGACACGUCUGGUGGGAUGGUCGAGAAUGUGAGUGUGAGAGGCGGCGGCCUGAGCCCGGGUAGUGUAGUGCGCUGCUGGGACCAGCCGGGGCCGGGGUCAGGGGUCACGGGACACCCCACAUAGCCUUACGCCGUCCCCUGCCCUGCGCCCCAGCAAGCGCCGCCAGCCUCUGCCGAGGCCGCGCAGGCAGUGGGUCGCGGCUACCACGCGCGUCAUGAAAAAAAGAACGUCCUUCGAUCUCAAGGUCACGACGAUGACGUCAGAUCAGUAAAAAAGAAGCAGGAGCCAGGAUGAAGUGCACCUCCCCCUCCCCUCUCCGACGGUGGGGGGGCGGGGGUGGAAUGCCUCACGCCCCCCCUACCACAACCACCGUCACACUCGCUCCGCACCAGCUGUGAUGACGCCCCGCGGCCGCCACCUCCCCGACACAAGGUCGGACGUGACACCCCCGCCGAGGAAGAGGAAAAGAAAUCAACAAUCCCCGGGGAAGAAUGAAAGGAGAGGAGGAGAGGAGCCACACCAACUGGGGAAAACGAGAAGGGGAGAGCCACACCCAUGGGAGGAAGGGAAGGAGAGAACCACAUCCCGGGAGAGGAAGGAGAGAGUCACAUCCCCGCGGAGGAAGAAUGGAAGGAAGUCACGUCCGUCAGGAAGGAAGGAAGGGGACCGACGCGUUCAUAAGAGACAUAAGGCCAAAGGUUCAUAUUCUUUAAACGUAUGAAGCCCCCAUUACGACUGUUUCCAAGUCCACAGAGAAAAUUGAAUGGGUUUUCAUUGGUAAUUUUUCCGUUCAGGGCGUAGAGGUCGUGUAGAACUAUCCCUACGAUCACAAAACAGUCCAUGGAAAUCCCAGCAACUACUACUAUGAGAGGCUUUUCAAACAGGCGAACUGAGGCGCCGAUACGUGUAGGAAUACGGGCUAAAGCCACACCACGCCGGAGGGGAGGAGGGAGCAGCUUCACGAUAAUGGGCCGCAGAGGAUGAAAGCGUCACAUCCCAGCGGACCGGAUCUUGUUCCACCCAAAGAAAAGAGAGAUGAAGAAGGAUGGGAGCCGUGGGAGGGGAGGGAAGAGCGGAUUGAGGGGACAGAGGAAAUAGAGGGAUGUGAGGGCAGACAGCAGGCAGGCAAGCAGGCAGUUAAGCGGUUCGCGACAUCGACAAAGCACGAAGGCCCCAGCAACACCCGGCCUGCCCUGCGGUGCCCAGAGAACAGCAGCCCUGCGGCGCGCCACCCUGCCCGCCACCUUCGUCAGGACUGCGUCGGUGUGACCGCUCCGUAUCGCCGGCGUUGGUGCGGUCUCACGUGACAGCCCUGCGUCGUGCACCUUGGAUCACACUGACGUCACUCUGUGUUAUUAGCAAGUAUUGAUGACAAGUCCACACCUGUAAUUAAGCGCCUCAUACCGUAGCGAGCCUAGUGUAUACCUUUCCACUCCGUAGCCACACGCAGAUUCGUAGCGGGAGGGAGGGAGUAGCAGCAUCAACUCACGAACGCCACCUUCUCACUGGACAAUACUACCAGACAUCGACCCAAAGGGUAAUAUUAUGAUACGCUUUACAGUAGCUGUGACCUGUGCUCGGGUGACUCGGCCGACAAGAAACACACAGCAGACACGCCGCCCCGCCCACGCCGCCGCCGCCGCCCCGCACCCCGGCGCGCCCCGCCCUAGGAACCUUCACCUGCAGCACCGCCUCCGCCCUGCCACUGUACCCGCGCCCCCGGGGCGGCCGGGCGGGCGGCGGUGGCGGCCGCGGCGGGGUCGGCCCCAAACUCUUGACUCCACGCCUAAAUUCCCGCCCCGCCGGACCCCGACCACACGCCCCGACCACUGCAUGACGGGCCGUGAUGGCCAAACACUGCGGUGCUCAACGAAACGUGUGUCUGCCGUCGAGGGUCGUCGUGGUGGCCGCCGCCGCGCCAGGCUGCGUGCAUCUAUUCCGCCACUGUUAUAACGUUGUCUAUGAUAGUAACGAUAUCACUGUAAUUACUAGCAUGAUGUAUAUGAGGAAGACCUAAUGUUUGUACAAAUAGGAAUGUUCUUUUUUAUCAUAAUACUUUCUUAAGUACCUGUGUUCCUUUUUUAUUGUACAUAUAAUACCGAAGUGUUUCCAGUAACGUGAGAGCGGCCUCGGGGGCGGCGGGAAGGGGGCGCCGCCGCUGUGGGCUCCGGCAGCACGACAGCCGCAGCGGUGGUGCCCCCAGCCCCCGCCGCCCCCGGGUGGAGGCGAGGCCGGCAGCUACUUCCCAGCCCCCAAACCACCACCACCCCACCUCCUGACGCAGGGGUGGGCGUUGCCGGCACUCGGUAUCAGUGCACGGCCUCCCGCGGCCGCCAGACUAGCUCCUUAUUUUUCCAUGUGACCAUUGUGUAGGAUGGUGCGAGAUGAGCUUUUUUUCAUUCCUAUAUAUAUCUUUUUGAAUAUAUCUAGUUUACACGUACAUGCAUACACACGCAUACUCAUGGUCUCUGUACACACUCAUCUGUCCGUUCCCGCGUGGACACGUCACCCGCUACGCAUCGCCACCACAUAACUCUCGCAGCGGUACUGUUUGUUUCCUGAGGUAUCUGUCUUAUACUCAUUUAUACACUGAAUGAUGAUAACAGUAACGAUAAUGAUAGUGUUGAUUUCCUCUUCCUGAGUCCGCCAAACUGACCAUCUUCACCUUCCCCCGACCACACAUCUUCACACACUCACUUUCUGGUCCCCUUCUCUCUUCCAGAACCAUUAGAGAUAGCGAGCCUGCCCCGACACUUCCUCCAAUACGGACACUUGUAUCCCCCCACGUACACUUUCCCCCAGGUGUUUCCUCCCAGCUUUACCUGUUCUGUCACACCUGUCCCCAGCCACACCUGUCAGGCUAUCUAUGGGAUGAUGCGGGUACCUCCGAUUACAGGAGGAGAUUUACCAUUAGUGUAGCGCCAAGAGGCUAAUCUCGCGUGUACGCUUCGUGCCGCGUGAGUCCCUGGGGCCCGCGCGAGGCUGGCGGCCACUUCGGAACAAGUCACGACCCAGGAAAGUAAUGAUAAUGAUAAGGUGGAACAGCAAUUAAGGGACCAUUAAGAUUAAGUCUUGACACGUAUUCGAAGUUUGCAGCGAAAAAAAUUGGGUUUGCAUGCUACACCACUUAGAGACAAAAUUAUAAAAAUACAAUACUAGCUUUAAAACAGGAAAUACUCCAUGUUAACUUUCAGCAUGCCAGUCUCCAUAAUGCUUAUAAAUUCCAAGUCUGUGUGGACUGAGCGCCACGCACGCCCCGCUGCCUCCCGCGGCCCCGGCCAGCCUCCGCGAUGCCUCCCGGAGCCUUGCGGCGUCGUCCCCGGAGACUCACGCGCAGUGUAACAGUGCCUGGUUACCCUCGUGGCCGUCUAAGUUACCACGUGUUAAUGUUACAGUCCUCUCCUCGUCUCUGUUGUGGGCGGCGCCCCCGCCAGCGUGACCUGUGUACAGUCCAGCCCUUGAUUGUUUCCAGCCCUGCAGGGCGCGCCCGGCGGCCCGGCCUACACGCCCUGUGUUGUGCGCCGCAGCACGUGACUCACUCGAUUAUCCACCGACAGCCUCAAACGGAACACACUUCAUCCACCCUGACACGGCACGACAAACAGCGAGGCGACGCAAGGAUGACGCCAGCAAUGAACGCCCAAUCAGUAGCUCUGACUUACGUUCAGCAGUAUUACGUACACAGUAUUAGCUACAGGUUUAUUUUACGUCGGAAAACAAAAACAAUAGAACACAACCCAUCACACCCAUCAACGAGGAGCUCCGAAAAUAAACAGAAUUUAAAACAUUCAAGUACGAUGCAAAACGAGUCAUUGGACUGUUUCUAAGCGGCAGCAGCGGACGUCACCACACACUGCUCUGCUGCUGUAACGAACUAUACACGACGCGCCCAAGUGCGUUCCGUGACUAUGUUUCCCAAAAUGUGUUAUUAGAGGUCAGAAAUUUAGAGGAAUUUAGGUGUUAACCAUUAGCUUAAAAAUUUGUCUUGCCGUCCAUCUUCCCGACCAGUUUCCGGAUCUUGCCCCGACACCCUUCCCCCGACACGAGCUGCUCGGCCCCGCGGCGAGGCGGCCCCGUUCGUUGUAGUGUUAAUUAAGAGAGUGCUGCGGAGCGAAUGGGACCCGCGGCCACGCCAGCCAUCUUGUAAAUAAUGCCGAAAAUAAUACACGCAUAAUAUUUCAAAGAGAGUAUAAGACUUUUCAUCGGGACGUGACGUUGUGAUGAACUUAAACUGGAAAUGUCGCUUUUGAGAUUAAGAAAAUGAAAACAUGAGCAAGCAACCUAAUCUUAACACUUCCAGCCACGCAGAAGUAAACUGAAGUGCGUUACAAUGACAGUAUUCACACCAUAGUUUAUUUACAGCGUACUCAACUCACACUGAAAAUAUCGCUCUUGAGACUGAGAAUGAAAAAUGAA
Messenger RNA from Eriocheir sinensis (Chinese mitten crab), 6837 nucleotides. RefSeq names its product leukocyte antigen CD37-like. The record is from RefSeq and is a predicted model, not a curated record. Gene Ontology annotation, cellular component: membrane. The transcript has 2 exons. Lineage: Eukaryota; Metazoa; Arthropoda; Malacostraca; Decapoda; Varunidae. Bases 1115 to 2398 code for a protein of 427 amino acids.